Molecule: messenger RNA, 1374 nt
Organism: Closterium sp. Naga37s-1
Lineage: Eukaryota; Viridiplantae; Streptophyta; Zygnematophyceae; Desmidiales; Closteriaceae
Source: the annotation of a GenBank genome assembly
AUGCGGAAGCAUCAACGCACAAGGAAGCACCGCCACGCUCUGCGCAGACAGAGGACAGCCGAGGCGGCGCUCAAAGCUAACCGCCGGAUUGACGACAACAAGAAGGUGAAAGACGUCGAGAAGGAGCGCCUGCUCGCGCUAUUUGAGACGGCACUCUUCAUCGCUAAGUCCGACGCCCCGAUCGAGAUGUACGUCGACCUCGUCCAACAUCUAGCGCAGCGUGGCACACCGGGCUUCCCAAAGAGCAGUUAUGGUGCCUACUAUACGACGGAAGCGCUUGCUGCAAAGGAGGCGGCUAAGGCACUACCCGAGCUUGGCAUAAUCGACGCGGUUAUCCGCGCAGUGGCGGAAGAUCUCGGCAGAUCCAGCAACUCCAACCGCAAGUUCAAGGAGCUGCAGGAAGUGUUCACGCAUACCAACCUCGAGGUCCAGGGGAUCCACAGCGUCCGCUGGUUGAGUCGUGGCGAUGCAAUCGCACGAUUCGUACGCGUUCUGCCUGCUGUCAUCGUUAUGCUCGAGGAGUCGGACAAGACGAUGUACCACUUAGUAACGUCGUUCAAGUUUCAUUACUUCCUGUUCUUCUUGGCAGAUGUGCACACGGCACUCAACGCGCUCAACCUGCUAUUCCAGAAGCGACAGGUGAGGCGGACCAUCAUCUACAUGGAGCAGAGGUACCUGAACUGUGGCCAGCAGUUUGGCGGUGGGACCAGCGAGCUGCUGUCUGCUUUCCUCGCGCGGCACGCCUCGCCCGUCUGCCGUGAAGUGACUGUGGAAGGGGUGGACAAGGAGGGUCAGCCCCGUGUACACAAGUUCCAGCUGCACGAGGAGGCAGUCAAGGGAUACACCACCAGCAGCGGGGACAUGCAAGGCUGCUACACCUGCUGCCGCUCAUUCGCCCGCGAGCUGGUGUACAACCUCGAGCUGCGCUUGGGAGACCUGAUGCGCUUGAACGGGGCGAAGCUCUUCAUGCCCCGCUCGUGGCCGAGGGGCGUCGAGGCAAGAGACGCAGAGUGCAAGGAGCACCUGCACGGCCUCGUCCAUCUGUUUCAGGCCAAGAACCGGGACACGAUCUUGCCUGAAGCGUGCGGCACGAGCGGAGCUGCGCACGUUCCUGUCGGUGCUCUCCACUGCCCCCAAGGAAGAGCAGCCCUUUCACGCAGGAAAAGGCGCCCCAGCAAGCGCAAGGAGCAAGGUGCGCCAGAGAAGGAGCGGGCCAAGGCCAAGUUUGUUAAGGGGAGUGGCCGCCGGGUGAUGGAGGAGGAGGACCUAGACGAGGGCAUGUGUGGUUCCGCAGGCGAUGGCAGUGAGAGUGAUGACGAUGCCAGUAGCAGUGGUGAUGAUGCGAGCGUUUCUUCUGAUGAAGACAUGACAUGA